AUGACUCUGCUGGAUGCCGAACACGAACAUUACACACAGGGAAAUCGCUCCUUGCGAUCUAUUUUCGUGCCUGGAGGUAUACAAAACCUGGUUGAGGGUACACUUGGUGCGUCUUUACCUCGGCUUAGCACCUUAGCACCCCUUCCUUCACCCCCCCCCCUGCGAACACUGCGCGCCUCGCAAUUUUAA
Messenger RNA from Plenodomus lingam JN3, 189 nucleotides. NCBI's taxonomy places the organism in Eukaryota, Fungi, Ascomycota, Dothideomycetes, Pleosporales, Leptosphaeriaceae. The record is from RefSeq and is a predicted model, not a curated record.